AUGGCCAUUGCCUCAAUUCGAGAGCACAAUGAAGACCAGAAACCGCACAGGAAACGUAAGCGGAAAGACAAGGAUGUCGUGUCGAUAUCAGAGGGCAAGGACUUGUCAAAAGAUGAGCGAAGAGAGGCAAAGAGGUUGAGGAAAGAAGAUCGAAGGAUUGUGAACGACAACAAAUCAAAGGAGAAGCCUCAGCAACUCCCUGUUGAUGGAGCAUCAGAUACCAUCGCUGCAAAGAUGGUUCGCAAGGAGGAACGGAAGCUGAAGAAGCUCGAGCAGAGUGUUACGAACGGAGACGAAGAAAACGUUGAACGAGGCGAAAAAGAUACACACGGGACGCAAUCAAAAGAAGCCAAAAAGGCCGAAAAAGUAAGACUGAAAGCAGAACGAAAGGCAAAGCGAAAAGCCCAGUCACAAGAGCACAAUGCGCUUGCGGAGGAUAACGACCUUCCCGAGCAAGAGACGAAGCUGAGCGCACAAGCAGCGUCUUUGAAGUCGAGUAAAGGUGCUGAAACGCAUGCUCCAGAGACUCUAACCAAUAACGGCAUGGAAGACUCGCAGGGAAGGACACAGAAAAAGGCCAAAGGGGGCAACGAUGCAUCGGAAGAGUACGUAGAAGAUGCUCUUUUGAGAGUACUUCCACAAUCGAGCAUCGACGACUUCCUACAAUCGAAACACAUUACAGUAGCCGACCCUUUGGCUACUACACGACCCUUGUUGCGGCCCAUCACUGAGUUCAGGUACCUCCCGCAAUUCUCAAUCUUGACGCGGAAAGACUCGCCAUUUGAUUCCUUCAAAAGUCCAACACCAAUUCAGGCAGCGGCGUGGCCACAUCUUCUCUCGGGGCGCGAUGUUAUCGGAAUUGCAGAGACAGGAUCAGGCAAGACGCUGGCUUUUGGCAUCCCAUGUGUCCAGGCGGUCAGCAAGCUUCAAUCAGCAUCGAAGCAUACAAGCCCAAGAGCAGUGAUCGUCGCCCCGACUCGCGAACUCGCUGUGCAAAGCCAUGCUCAACUCGAGAUUCUCGCCGCAGAAUAUUCUCUCCGAACGGCUUGUAUCUACGGCGGCAUGCCAAAAGAUCAGCAGCUCAAUGCGCUUCGUAAAGCCCACAUAAUCGUAGCCACACCGGGCCGGCUGAACGACUUUAUCGAAGAAGGCUCCGCCAAACUUAAUCACGUCAAAUACCUCAUACUGGAUGAAGCCGACCGUAUGCUUGAUACUGGUUUCGAAGACGCCAUCCGCCGCAUAAUCUCCCAAUGCCCCUCAUCCUCCAAAGGCCGCCAAACAAGCAUGUUCACAGCAACCUGGCCACAAUCCGUGCGCGACCUAGCCUCAACCUUCAUGACCUCUCCCAUCCACAUCACCGUCUCAAGCUCCUCCCAGCCCUCCACUGACGGCCAAUUACACGCUCCAAAACACAUCACCCAGACCAUCGAAGUUCUCGACGCGUAUUUCAAAGAAGGCCGCCUGCGCGAACUCGUAAAAUCGCACUCGCCCUCCAACAACCUAACUCGUAAGACUUCGGACCCAAGACACAACCGCAUCCUAAUCUUCUGCCUCUACAAAAAGGAGGCGAGUAGGAUAGAGGCCAUGCUGCGCAACAAGCUCGCCGGCGCCGCAGUCAAAACCGCCGCUAUCCACGGCGACAUGUCCCAGCCCCUCCGCACCGCAAAUCUCAAUUCAUUUAAGACCGGCGCCGUGUCCAUCCUCGUCGCCACCGACGUCGCUGCUAGAGGCCUAGACAUCCCGGAUGUCAAAGUCGUAGUGAAUUUCACUUUUCCGUUGACAAUUGAGGAUUAUGUGCAUAGAAUUGGGCGAACUGGGAGGGCAGGGAGAGAGGGGACAGCGGUCACAUUUUUUACAGUACAGGAGAAGGGAUUGGCGGGAGCUUUGGUGAAUGUGCUAAGGGACUGUGAGCAAGAGGUUCCUGAGGAACUGCUGAAGUUUGGGACGACGGUCAAGAAGAAGGUGAACGAGCAGUAUGGGAACUUCUAUAGGGAGGCGAGGCCCGGGGAGAAAAAGGAGGGGACGAUGGUGAGGUUUGAUUAG
Molecule: messenger RNA, 2043 nt
Organism: Bacidia gigantensis
Lineage: Eukaryota; Fungi; Ascomycota; Lecanoromycetes; Lecanorales; Ramalinaceae
Exons: 1
Coding region: 1-2043 (680 amino acids)
Biological process (GO): rRNA processing
Cellular component (GO): nucleolus
Molecular function (GO): RNA binding; RNA helicase activity; ATP binding
Source: RefSeq, a predicted model, not a curated record